This is a messenger RNA of Trichechus manatus latirostris (Florida manatee), 752 nucleotides long. Its product is annotated as C-type lectin domain family 7 member A-like. The transcript is spliced from 4 exons. The coding region runs from base 1 to 522 and encodes 173 amino acids. The record is from RefSeq and is a predicted model, not a curated record. Lineage: Eukaryota; Metazoa; Chordata; Mammalia; Sirenia; Trichechidae. Gene Ontology annotation, cellular component: plasma membrane. Gene Ontology annotation, molecular function: transmembrane signaling receptor activity. Gene Ontology annotation, biological process: signal transduction.
AUGUCAAAUAAAGUCUUCCAGGGUCGUCAAGCAGACCAGUCACAGCAACCUCCACUGGACAACAUAACACAAGAAGACAAAUACCCAUCUGAAAAUACGACUUUCUCAGAGAAAACGUUUAACACAGGAAAGGAAAUCAGCACAUGUAAAUCUAAAUGGUCAUGUUGUGGAGAGAAUUGUUAUCAUUUUUCACAUGAACUGAUGACAUUUGAAGAGAGUAAGAAAUUCUGCAAGGCAAUGAACUCCAAACUUCUUAAAAUAGAAGAUAAAGAAGAACUGAACUUCAUUCAAAGCCAAAUAUCUUACUUCUUUUGGAUUGGAUUGGUCCGUAAAGAAAUCAGCGCUCUCUGGACUUGGGAAGAUAACUCAGCACCCUCUCUUGAUGUUUUUACUUCAAGCGGUUGGAAAGCAUCAAAGCCUGGAGAUUGUGGAAUUAUAACAGCAAAAACGAUAGCGCCUUCUGACUGUUUAAAACGCAGGCCGUGUAUUUGUGAGAAGAAAAUUGCUCGUCUUGCUACCUGAGAACAAGAGCAACAACAACAACAACAAAAAACACUCAAUUGUGUUUUCUUAUGAGACUAGGAAGUUAGAGAGUCUCUCUCUCAUCUCAGAGGAUGUUUGCUUUUUUUUUUUUUCCAAAUGGGCUGUACUUAUAUUCUAAACUCUGAUGGAGAUGAGGCUGAAAUAUAAGAUGCAGCAGACCUACCACUUCUGCCCCUCUUGCAUCUAGACUGCUUCAUGAUACCAGUUAG